Messenger RNA from Dictyostelium purpureum, 957 nucleotides. RefSeq lists its product as uncharacterized. The record is from RefSeq and is a predicted model, not a curated record. NCBI's taxonomy places the organism in Eukaryota, Evosea, Eumycetozoa, Dictyosteliales, Dictyosteliaceae. The transcript is spliced from 2 exons. Bases 1 to 957 code for a protein of 318 amino acids. Gene Ontology annotation, biological process: RNA processing.
AUGGGUAAAAAAGAAAAACAAAUAAAUCCAAUGGAAGCAUAUAGAAAAGAUGUUAAAAAAAAAGAAGUUAAAAAACAUCAACAAGAUAAAUUAAAAAUUCAAGAAAAACAAUAUUUACAACAAGAUCCAAAAACUUUACAAAAUGAAUUAAGAAAAUUAGAUAAUUCUGAAAAGAAUAAAAUAAAAAAAAAACAAAUUCAAAGUGCUCUAGAUAUUUUAUUAAAAAAGAAAGAUGAGGAUCAAGAGGAGGAGGAUGAUUUUGUUGUAAAAGAAGCUGUUCAAGCUUCAAAACUAAAAGAUAAGUUAUUGGAGGAUGCCAUAAAGAAAUAUGGACCACCUGAAGAAUCAAUUUAUUAUGAUCCAAUAUUAAAUCCAUAUGGCAUUCCACCUCCAGGCGCCCCAAACAUAAGAAAAAAACCCGCAGCUGCCCAAAAUAAUAAUAUACCACCUGUAAAUAAUAAUAAUAUGCCACCACCAAUGUUUAAUAAACCUCCACCUAUGGGAUUUACCCCACCGCCACCAAUGGGAUUCGUCCCACCACCACCCCCAUAUUUAAUGAAGGGCCCACCACCAAUGGGUGUUCCCCCACCGCCACAUUUAAUGAUGAAAUUACCACCACAACCCAAUACUAAUAAUUUACCCCCACCACCUUUAGGACUUUUGCCACCUCCACCAUUGGGUUUUAUGCCACCUCCACCAAUCCCAUCAUUUUUAGUUCCAAAUCCAAAAGGUUCAACUAAUAAAAAGAAAUCAAAAAAAUCAACAAAUUUAGAAACAACAAAAACCCCAACCACAGAAACCACAACUUCAACCACAACCACAACUACAACAGAAACUAAAACAGAAAUGAAAACAUCAACAGAAACAACCACCAUAUCAAAAACCGAAAUAGAACCAACUAGCGAAGAAGUAGACGAGGGCUUUGAUGAUUUCAUGAAUGAAAUAGGUUCAAUAUAG